GUCCCAGGCUUGAUACAUAUCAGUGCGGUCUCAAACAGUCCCGCCCCUGCCGUUAGCUCUCAGAGGCCCCAUACAGCCUUGGACGGAUGAGUGUCACCUUGACUUUCACCUCAGGGAACCCGGAAGGUGCCCACAUCACGUGCCUUCUGGUCACGCUUCUGCCUGCUGUUGCUAACCACAGUCAUGCCUCGCGGUCAGAAGAGUAAGCUCCGUGCCCGUGAGAAACGUCGCCAGGCCCGAGGUCAGGAACGGGGUCUCGGGAGUGCUCAGGCCACUGCAGCACUGGAAGAAGAGUCCCCCUCCUCCUCCUCGCCUGUUUCUGGGGGUACUCCCCCGAGCUCCCCUGCUGCAGGCACUUCCCAGCAGUCUCAGAGAGCCCGAUCCAUCAGCUCUCUGGCUGCAGCCGCUUUCUAUGCAAGUUCUGAUGAAAGUGCCGAGGAGGAAAAUCCAAGUUCCUCCCGAGCCCCACCCUCCCCUGAGAGCUCACGCAGAGAGCCUCUGACCAGGAAGGCAGGCAGGUUGGUGCAGUUUUUGCUGCACAAGUAUAGAAUUAAGGAGCCCAUUACAAAGGCAGAGAUGCUGAAGAUUGUCAACAAAAAGUACAAGAAGCGAUUCCCUGAAAUCCUCCGGAGAACCGUUGAGCACCUGGAGCUGGUCUUUGGCCUUGACCUGAAGGAAAUCAACACUAGCAGUCAGUCUUAUGUCCUUGUCAGCAAACUCCAUCUUCCUGACGAAGGGGGUCUGAGCGAUUGCAUGAGCUUUCCCAAGAAUGGGCUCCUGAUGCCUCUCCUGGGUGUGAUCUUCAUGAAUGGCAACCGCACCACUGAGGAGGAGAUGUGGGAAUUCCUGAAGGUGUUAGGGGUCUAUGAAGGAAGGAAGCACUUCAUCUUCGGGGAGCCCAGGAAGCUCAUCACUCAAGAUUUGGUGGAGCAAAAGUACCUGGAGUACCGGCUGGUGCCCAACAGUGAUCCUCCACGCUAUGAAUUCCUGUGGGGUCCAAGAGCCUACGCUGAAACCAGCAAAAUGAAAGUCCUGGAGUUCUUGGCAAAGGUCAAUCACACCGUCCCCAGUUCCUUCCAGGGCCGAUACGAGGAGGCAUUGAGAGAUGAGGAAGAGCGAGCUCGAGCCAGAGUUGCGGCCAGGGCCCGCUCCAGGGCAACGUCCAGCAGCUCCUCCCAUUCCUAGUGAAGUCUGAGGCAGAGUCUUCACCUUGAAGUUGAAAAGGGCUGUCAACCUUCUAAGUAAUGGGGGGCAAGGUGGGGCUGGAGAGAACACAAUAUAGCUCUUCUUUGUGUUCUAGUUAUUUAUAAGUAACUUAUAGAUUUACCUUUUUUCCUUUAUUUUUCCAUUGUGUUCCUGUUAAAAAGGUUUAUUUAGAUUCAGAAUCUGUUUAUGAAUAACAUGGCUCACACAUUUAUUGCUGUUUAUCAAGUUUGAGAGUAAUAGUUUUGUAUUUUGUAAAACAAAUUGAAAAUCCUUGCAUCUCUUAUUGUGAUCCAGCACCAGAAAACAUAGCAUUGGAAUAGAGAUCUUCUUUAAAAUGUGAAAGAGCCUCACAGUGAAAUAGUUGGGAUAACGAGAUAGUGCAAAAAAAAAAAAAGUAAGAAGUGGUUAAUUCUUAGUUUUCUUUAUUCAUUUUACUCUUUCUUUUGGUAAAAUUAAAAGAUAUAUACCUGGAUUUGCUUAGCUUAUUCAAGAAUGUGGGAGAAAAUAAA
Molecule: messenger RNA, 1715 nt
Organism: Diceros bicornis minor
Lineage: Eukaryota; Metazoa; Chordata; Mammalia; Perissodactyla; Rhinocerotidae
Gene: MAGEB17
Product: MAGE family member B17
Exons: 2
Coding region: 184-1185 (333 amino acids)
Biological process (GO): negative regulation of transcription by RNA polymerase II
Cellular component (GO): nucleus
Source: RefSeq, a predicted model, not a curated record